UUUACUGGUUUUAAACACUUCAUCGUUCUCUCUUCUCUCCUUUUUCACAUUUGCUGGGCAAGCUUGCAACUACAUAGCGCACAACCACCAUCAUGACCACCCCCCUCUCUCUCUUCUUUUCUCUUCGACAAUCACCACCAUGACCCCUCCGCUGACUUUUCAAACCGUUUCCUCGGCAAGGUUGCAACCACAUAGAUUUCAACCCUCUAUUUCUUCUUUUCUCUUCGGCAACCACCACCGCGAUCCGUCGAAUUUUGAGAAUGUCGCAUCCCAAGUAGUGCGUCUCCUCAUGGCUUUGGUGUCCCUGAGUUACUCUCCAAGCUACUCUUUAUGGCUUCUAUUUUUAUAUGUCGACUCCCAAUAUCUUUGACAUGUACCAGGCCGAAGAGGAAGAGGAAGUCCCUCAGCUUCAACGGAGGUCAAAGAAACGAACUGGUGAAACCAGUCAAGGCCCUUCAGCCAAGAAGAGUCGACCAGAAGACCUUCCUCAGGGCACACCACCCGGUCAAAGUCCUGCGCCAACUGGGCGAACUCCUACCCCUCCUCCAGCUCCUUCUGAACAGCAAAACACCCCUGCUCGGUCCAACCCUCCACCUGCGCCUGCUAGGGAGCAUCUUUCUCGCGAAGAGGCUCAUGAGGCCAGGCUCGUGAGCCGUACUAUUCGAUCCGCUAAGGAUCGAAUUGAACACAUAGGCAAAGGUGAGCGUGUUGGGGCCGCCAUGAUCCAAGCUGUAGAGCUACCAGUCGAUCAGAUCCUGAAUAGGGCUCUGAACGAGAUCUCCAGCGCCUUACUUUCUGCCAUUACUGCUCGUACCCGAGCCCAGGCCUACUUUGAACAGAUUGAGGCCAAAGUUCUCGAGAAACAUCAGGUGAAGGCGACUGAGGAGCUUUCGGCUGCUGAGGCCAAACAUGCUAAGGAGUUGGAGACGGUGGUCCGAGAGAGGGAUGCAGUGGUGACCAAACUGUCCGCGGCUGAAGCUGCAAAGGAUGCAGCGGUUAAGCUGAGGGAAGAGUACCGGUCGUACAACAAAACUCAUCUCCGCGAGAUCAAGCAUCUGGAGGGGGUACAAGACUAUUGCCACUCUCGAGGGCAAGGUUCAGCAGUUGGAGCUUGACAACUCCAAGAGUCUGGAAAAGUACAAGAGGACGACGCUCCGAUGUUUCUAUAACUUCUGGAAACAUAAUCAGGGUGCUGACUUUAGCUACCUUUCAGAGGAAGUCAGAGUUGCGGAGUUGGCUCGGUGCGCUGCUCAACUGGCUGAAGAGGAGGCGAGAGCUGCGACUCCUGCAACCCCAAGCGUCGUUGGUUUGGAUGAAGAAACCAUCGAGGAAGAGACUGACCAGGUUGUUGCCCAGGAUCCUCCUGCCCCCCAUGCCUCUUAAUUUAUUUAACUGUUUUUCUUUCUUUUUGAACAUGCGACCCACGGGUCGCAAUGUAAAGACAAUAGUUUCUUUUUAAACUUUGCUGCACGGGCAGUAAAUCUCUUUGUUCGAACAAUUACAUUCAAGCAGCAAUGCUUGUGGUGUAAAAACUUAA
Molecule: messenger RNA, 1537 nt
Organism: Humulus lupulus (European hop)
Lineage: Eukaryota; Viridiplantae; Streptophyta; Magnoliopsida; Rosales; Cannabaceae
Exons: 3
Coding region: 348-1115 (255 amino acids)
Source: RefSeq, a predicted model, not a curated record